Molecule: messenger RNA, 228 nt
Organism: Soboliphyme baturini
Lineage: Eukaryota; Metazoa; Nematoda; Enoplea; Dioctophymatida; Soboliphymatidae
Source: the annotation of a GenBank genome assembly
AUGGAAUGGAUACACUGCAAGAAGAACCGACUGUCGCUGAACCCAUGGCUGAAUGCUGGUUGGUCGGUCCGAGGAACGAGCCCUGGCGAUUCCGGAGGCGGCUCACAGCAAAUUAGCGAUGCUGAACUGAACCACAUUCGGGAGGUGCUGAUGCGAGCAGAGGAAAUCCAGUUGGUCGAGCAGAUACGCAUAAGGUACGUAAGCAUUUCGACUUCAACGUACCGUUAG